AUGGACAAUAUAAGAAACACACUGCAGCUUCCGAGCUCGAUACGUGUGCUCACGCUCAACUGCUGGGGGCUCAAGUUCAUCUCCAAGUACCGCCAUGAACGCCUCGUCGAGAUCGGCAACCACCUCGCCAGACUAGACCCUGCUCCCGAAAUCGUCGGCCUCCAAGAAUGCUGGACCCAGAAAGAUUACCUGGCCAUUCGCGAGCGAACAAAACACUUCCUGCCCUAUGGCAAGUUUUACUGGAGCGGCAUCUUCGGCGGCGGUCUGGCCAUCCUGUGCAAAUGGCCCAUCGAGGAGAGCACCAUGGUUAGAUACCCCCUCAAUGGCCGACCUGCUGCCUUCUUCCGCGGCGAUUGGUAUGUUGGCAAAGGUGUAGCUUGCGCCCGUAUCCGACUAGGUACGGGCAAGAAGGAUAUCGUCGAGGUCUUUACCACACACCUGCACGCCCCUUACGAAGCCGAGCCGAACGACUCCUACAUCUGCCAUCGCACUGCCCAAGCUUGGGAGAUUGCAAAGCUCAUGCGUGGUGCUGCCGAGCGUGGCCACCUUGUCCUCGGUCUGGGCGACUUCAACAUGAUCCCACUGUCUCUGGCCCAUCGCUUGAUCGAGGCUCACUCGCCUGUCAAGGACGUCUGGAGAGUCCUACAUCCCGACUCUGCCAUUGGUGCCGCCAAAGACGAUGCAGAGAAGGCAAGAGGACUGCCAGUCCCUUCAUCCGACGAAUGUCUAAAAGAGCACGGAACCACAUGCGACCACAGAUACAACACAUGGCGCUGGAACAAGGGCGACAAGAAGAAGCUGCUGGAGAAAAGAGAAGACACCUACAUUGAUGGCUCAGAACCAGACAUCAGAGCCAAACGUCUAGACUACAUCUUCUUCGGCGGCGACGCAGAUGGCCCAGCAUCGCAAUGGAGCAUCGACAGCGUCAAUGUCGGAGCCACAGAACGACACCCAGAACUCCUGUGCUCCCUGUCCGACCACUUUUCCGUAGAAACAACACUUACACGCUCAUCACACUCAACAAACACAAUACCACAAUCGACCACCUUCUUGCCUCUAGAAACCUACGACCAAAUCCUCGCCAUGAUUCACAAGUACGAGCUUCGCGAACGCAAGCAACGCAGAUACCGCUUAUACCACUUUGGCCUCGAGCUACUCAUCGCCAUCGGCUGCUUGAUAGCCGUCUGGUGGUCACCGCGCAACUUUGUCGCUUUCCUGCUCAUGCUGCUAAGCACAUUGGGACUUUCAGCCGGCGUCAUUGACGGAUUGAUGGGAGGGCUCUUUGUGGGAAGCGAGUUACGCGCGCUCAGAGAGUUUGAGUGGGAGAUUACGAAUGCGAGGACUAUGGCGCUUGCUGCACAACAGGCCUUGUUGAAACAGGUAUCACUGAGUGAUGAUCGAUAA
This is a messenger RNA of Aureobasidium vineae, 1404 nucleotides long. The record is from the annotation of a GenBank genome assembly. NCBI's taxonomy places the organism in Eukaryota, Fungi, Ascomycota, Dothideomycetes, Dothideales, Saccotheciaceae.